Molecule: messenger RNA, 1459 nt
Organism: Lottia gigantea (owl limpet)
Lineage: Eukaryota; Metazoa; Mollusca; Gastropoda; Lottiidae
Exons: 5
Coding region: 1-885 (294 amino acids)
Source: RefSeq, a predicted model, not a curated record
AUGGUUCUUUAUUCUGUAAAGUUUUUCAUAGAAAGAAAAGAAAGAAAGAAAGAAAGAAAGAAAGAAAGAAAGAAAGAAAAAAAAAGGAGGACAGUGGCAACCCCAGCUGUAAUGGGUGCGGAUAAUCCGGGAAAGAACAAUUCAGGUUUGGGUCGUCGUGACCGUUGUCGUUAUCCUUUUGUAAAAAUGAAUGUUUCUUUUCUUAUUUUUUCUCUCAAAAAGAUAGAUUUUAAUUUUUUUAAGGCAGAGGCAGUAUUACAUUUACCUGUAUUAUAUUAUAGUCAGCGACACCGAAAUUUAAGAUUAACAAUGAUGUCAAAUGAAACAGAACAUCCUGGAGUGGAAAGGCAUCCUUCCUACAACAAUCGUUAUAGAACUUCUAGCAAUAGCAGUGAUAUACCAACUCAUCAUCAAGCACGUAGACUGUCGAGCAUCUCAGAAAUCAUGGAUGGCGCUGUGGACUUUGGAAAACUGUCCUUCUCGGAAUCUUACUAUCCCUCGCAAACCCAGAGAAAGUUGAGUAGAAUGACUUCGCGUGAUUCCUGCCAUUCAGAUGAUGUCUUCAUGGAAAGUGGGGGACAUCCUUCAACAUCCGGAAUCAAUAUGAAUAAGAAGUCUCCACUAGAAGCAACAGUGUCUUCGGCGUCUUCUGCCAGCAUACUUCCAAAUCCAUACAACAGAAUAAACCACAAAAUCCACAGUAUAUUCUGGUGUGCUUGUUGUUUUUACUUCGUGUUUUUCUGUUGUAUGCCAGCCGUAAAGUUCAUGGAAAUGUCGGAUAAAGAAUAUCGACGGGGAAAUGACAUCAUGGCACAAAAAUAUGGUCGACGAGCACGUACAUGGCUUCAUGAGGUUAUCAAGCUCCGAGACACUGUUGCGUACUAAACAUAAGUGAUAUUUCCCAUUUAUAUUUGGCGAGGAUAGCGUUCUGCACUCUUUCCACACCACAUCAUAUAUUUUGUCCGCAUUUUAUAUAACGUGCUUGAGGUUCAGUCCGUGAAUACAGUGCCAUUUAAUUCAUAAAUGGGACCAAUUAGAGGGACAAGAUUCAGCCCAGGAUUGUGUACACCCCUCUGUCUCUAGAUAAUGAGAUAAUUAUAUGAUUCUUUCAGCUUUUCUAGAUGUGCAAUUAUUUAGAUUCAUAUAGGUCGCAAUUAGUUUCUCAGUGUGUUGUUUUUUUUUUUCAAUUUAUAAUUCACAUUUUGUUACUAAAUGUGCUGUUAUUUACAUUUAUAUGUCAAAAUUAGUUUUUAUGCCAUUAUUUACAUGUGUCACAAUUAGAUUCUUACUGUGUUUUAUUUACAUGUGUCACAAUUAGAUUCUUACUGUGUUUUAUUUACAAACUGUGUCACAAUUAUAUUCUUACUGUGUUUUAUUUACGUGUGUCACAAUUAGAUUCUUACUGUGUUUUAUUUACAUAUUGUGUCACAAUUAGAUUCUUACUGUGUUUUAUUUACAU